AAAAAUUUAGUUAAUUUAUAGUUGUGAAAAGUUAAUCAUUAAAAAAAAGUACUUAAACAUGUUUAUUGAAACCUGUAUAGCACCCGUAAAUAUAGCUUUAAUUAAAUAUUGGGGAAAACGAGAUGAAGAAUUGAUUUUACCGAUAAACGAUUCAUUAAGCAUGACCCUUAGCACCGAUGAGAUGUGUGCAAAAACUACAGCUGCUGCUUGUUCAACGUUUAAGGAACAUCGUAUGUGGUUGAAUGGUGAGGAGGUGCCAUUCGAAGAAAAUCCUCGUAUUAUGAGAUGUUUGAAAGCUUUACAACGCUUAGCUUUGGCGAAAGGAGAAUCAUUGAAAUUCCCCCUAGAAUGGAAGCUGCAUUUAGUGUCACGUAAUAAUUUUCCCACGGCCGCUGGUUUGGCCUCAAGUGCUGCUGGUUACGCUUGUCUGGUCUACACUCUAGCCUCCUUAUACGGCAUCGCCGAUGAAGAGCUAACAGCGAUUGCUCGCCAAGGCAGUGGCUCAGCUUGUCGUAGUUUACAUGGUGGUUUUGUGAGAUGGCAUAUGGGCAAAUUGGAAGAUGGCAGCGAUUCUGUAGCUGCACCCGUGGUAUCGGCCUCACACUGGCCAAAUAUGCAUGUUUUGAUUUUGGUGGUUAAUGAUGGCCGUAAAAAGACCAGCUCCACCAAGGGCAUGCAACGUGCCGUGGAGACUUCAGAUCUCAUCAAAUAUCGUGCUAAACAUUGUGUGCCGCAACGCAUUAACACCAUUACGGAUGCUAUAAAACAAAAAGAUUUUGAGACAUUUGCCAAAAUAGCCAUGCAAGACUCAAAUCAGUUUCAUGCCAUUGCUUUGGAUACCUAUCCCCCCUGUGUGUACAUGAAUGAUGUAUCGCAUGCUAUAGCCUCGUUUGUGCAUGCCUACAAUACGGCCGUAGGACAUACUCGUGUGGCUUAUACCUUCGAUGCGGGACCAAAUGCCUGUUUGUAUGUGUUAAAAGAACAUGUAGCUUCUGUAUUGCAAGCUGUUAACAAAUCAUUUCCCAAUGAUAACUCCUCCAAUGUGGAAUACUUCAAGGGUAUACCCAUAGAUAAAGAAUCCUCUACUGCUUCACCUUCUGCCCAUGAUGAUAUACUUUUAAAUGGCAAUUUUUCAUUUGUCAUUAAUGAACGCAAUCUACUUAAAUACAUUAUACACACCAAAAUCGGUUUGGGACCACAACGCUUAGCAAAAGAUGAAAGUCUCUUAAAUUCCACUACUGGUCUUCCAUUUUAAAUUGCAAUUCCACAAAACAGCAAGUAAAUAAUACAAAGAACCUGCAACUUUAGAGUGAAAAAUUUAACUUCGAACAAAGAAACAAACAAACUAAAAACGCUUCACAUAGUAAACGAUGACAAUAACGAAACAAUUUUUUUUUUAUAUAUACACUUUAGUAUUAAUCAAUAAUUAAAUGUAUGAUUACGUAGUAAUCCAAUCUACAUAAAUAUUUAUAUUUAUAUAUAUAUUAUUAAUUAAUAUGAUGUAAACAUAUACAAACCAUACAUAAAUAUUUACUUGUAAAUGAAGAGAGAAAAUCAAUUGUAUUGUGUACUUGCUUUCCAAGUAUGUAAAAUUAAAAUUUAAGUAGAAUAAUUAUUUGUAUAUUCAAUACAAAACGCUUUGCUUACUUAACUUUUUUUUAAAAAUGCUAGCAAAAAUAAAACAAAGUAGUAGAUGGAAAUUUUAAACAAAAAAAAUAUA
This is a messenger RNA of Calliphora vicina (urban bluebottle blowfly), 1720 nucleotides long. RefSeq names its product mevalonate diphosphate decarboxylase (gene Mvd). Gene Ontology annotation, biological process: isoprenoid biosynthetic process; isopentenyl diphosphate biosynthetic process, mevalonate pathway. Bases 59 to 1255 code for a protein of 398 amino acids. Gene Ontology annotation, cellular component: cytosol. Gene Ontology annotation, molecular function: ATP binding; diphosphomevalonate decarboxylase activity. The record is from RefSeq and is a predicted model, not a curated record. NCBI's taxonomy places the organism in Eukaryota, Metazoa, Arthropoda, Insecta, Diptera, Calliphoridae. The transcript has 4 exons.